Molecule: messenger RNA, 1077 nt
Organism: Choloepus didactylus (southern two-toed sloth)
Lineage: Eukaryota; Metazoa; Chordata; Mammalia; Pilosa; Megalonychidae
Gene: TSSK2
Product: testis specific serine kinase 2
Exons: 1
Coding region: 1-1077 (358 amino acids)
Biological process (GO): protein phosphorylation; intracellular signal transduction; microtubule cytoskeleton organization
Cellular component (GO): cytoplasm
Molecular function (GO): ATP binding; tau-protein kinase activity; protein serine/threonine kinase activity
Source: RefSeq, a predicted model, not a curated record
AUGGACGAUGCCGCGGUCCUCAGGAAGAAGGGUUACAUCGUGGGCAUCAACCUCGGCAAGGGCUCCUACGCCAAGGUCAAGUCGGCCUACUCCGAGCGCCUCAAGUUCAACGUGGCGGUCAAGAUCAUCGACCGCAAGAAGACCCCCACGGACUUCGUGGAGAGAUUCCUGCCCCGGGAGAUGGACAUCCUGGCCACCGUCAACCACCGCUCCAUCAUCAAGACCUACGAGAUCUUCGAGACGUCGCACGGGCGCAUCUACAUCGUCAUGGAGCUCGGCGUCCAGGGCGACCUGCUCGAGUUCAUCAAGUGCCGGGGGGCCCUGCACGAGGACGACGCGCGCGAGAAGUUCCGCCAGCUCUCCUCGGCCGUCAAGUACUGCCACGACCGGGACGUCGUGCACCGGGACCUCAAGUGCGAGAACCUCCUCCUGGACAAGGACUUCAACAUCAAGCUGUCCGACUUCGGCUUCUCCAAGCGCUGCCUGCGGGACGACAGUGGGCGGCUGGCGCUGAGCAAGACCUUCUGCGGGUCGGCAGCGUACGCGGCCCCCGAGGUGCUGCAGGGCAUCCCCUACCAGCCCAAGGUCUACGACAUCUGGAGCCUGGGCGUGAUCCUCUACAUCAUGGUCUGCGGCUCCAUGCCUUACGACGACUCCAACAUCAAGAAGAUGCUGCGCAUCCAGAAGGAGCACCGCGUCGACUUCCCGCGCUCCAAGCACCUCACGGGCGAGUGCAAGGACCUCAUCUACCGCAUGCUCCAGCCCGACGUCAACCGGCGGCUGCACAUCGACGAGAUCCUCAGCCACUGCUGGCUGCAGCCCCCCAAGCCCAAGGCCCUGUCUUCUGGUUCCCUCAAGCGGGAGGGUGAGGGCAAGUACCGGGCCGACUACAAGCUGGACGCCCGGCCGGGCUCGCGAGCCGAGCAGCAGCCCGACCACAAGCUGGGGGCCAAGACCCAGCACCGGCUGCUGGUGGUGCCCGAGAACGAGGACAGGGUGGAGGACAGGCUGGCCGAGCCCUCCAGGGCCAAAGACCAUCUCCCCCCUGGGGCCGAGGUGGGGAAGGCGAGCACCUAG